Molecule: messenger RNA, 726 nt
Organism: Schizophyllum commune H4-8
Lineage: Eukaryota; Fungi; Basidiomycota; Agaricomycetes; Agaricales; Schizophyllaceae
Product: DUF814-domain-containing protein
Exons: 7
Coding region: 34-726 (230 amino acids)
Source: RefSeq, a predicted model, not a curated record
CUUCUUGCUUCCUUCACUCGCAACAUCCUCGCCAUGGUCUUGUUCUUCACGUCGAAUUCUCAUAACCCACCGGUGACCUUGUAUAUGGGCAAGGACAAAGUCGAAAAUGAGGACUUGAUCAAAUACGCAUGGCCGCAAGAUGUUUGGUUCCACGUCGACAAGCUCUCCUCCGCACACGUGUAUCUCCGCAUGCCGGACGGCAUGUCAUGGGAAGACAUUCCUCAAGCGCUGCUCACGGACUGUGCACAGCUCGUCAAGGCGAACUCAAUCGAAGGGAACAAGAAGGAGAACCUGACGAUUAUCUAUACCCCUGCUGACAAUCUGAAGAAAACCGGAGACAUGGCUGUCGGCCAAGUCUCGUUUCACAGCGACAAGAGAGUCAAGCGAGUACAUGUCGCGAAGCGCGAGAAUCCCAUUGUCAACCGGCUGAACAAGACGAAGGUCGAGCGUCAGGUUGAUCACGAGGCAGAGAAAGUCGAGCGCCUCAAGAAGGAGAGCGCGGCGCGGCGAGCAGCUGCAGCAGCGAAGGUAGGUCGCUUACCUCCCAUCAAUGGAUAUAUACCAUCAUUCACGCUCUCACAGAAGAAGACCGACCUCGAACUCGCGCGCGAGCGCGAGGCCCAAAAGAAAGCGUGGUCAUACGACUCUUUAUUCAGCGGCGAACCAGGCUCGGACGACGAGCAGGAAAGACUAACAGGCAAGGCACUAGAAGAAGACUUCAUGUAA